AUGGAUUUUACGCACCGGCUCGCUCUGCUCCUGCUCGGCUUCACCUUCAUCCACACGGUUAAUGGAAAGUUUCCUCACUGCCAAUUCCACUGGGAGAUUCAGAGAGCCUGGAGAGAGUGCCAGACACAACUGCAGCAACAGACGCCUGUGAGCACAGGAUGUCGUGGCGAGUGGGACAAUGUGUCGUGCUGGCAGAGUGCAGCGGUCGGCGAGGUGAUGACCCUCCCCUGCCCCUCCCCCCUCCUGCACCUGUUUGGAAAACACGGAAACCUCAGCAGGAACUGUACAGAGAAAGGUUGGUCUGACGUCUACCCCGCCAUCAUCAUCGCCUGCUGGUCCAACAACACAGAUGAACCCAACGAGCUGGUCUUCUACAGGGUGGUGAAGAUCCUGUCCACUCUGGGCCACAGCCUGUCCCUCAUCACUCUGCUCACCAGCUCAAUCAUCAUCUGUUUGUUCAGGAGGCUCCACUGCACGAGGAACUACAUCCAUCUGAACUUGUUUUUGUCGUUCAUGCUGCGAGCUGUAGCUGUGCUGACCAAAGACACGCUGCUCUUCUCAGACGACCAAAACUCAGACUGCAGCACGCAACCCUCACUGGUGGGCUGUAAGGCCACGCUGGUGUUCUUCAACUACUUUGUCAUGGCCAACUUCUUCUGGCUGCUGGUGGAGGGUCUCUACCUGCACACGCUGCUGCUUGUCGUCCACAGCUACUCCACCCGCCUCUCCAUGUACAUGAUCAUCGGCUGGGGAAUCCCUUUUGUUUUCAUGGUAGCGUGGAUCAUAUGUAGGAUAAACCUGGAGGACACAAGGUGUUGGGAGAUGAAUGACAACCCUGUCCCCAACAGACUGAUGAAUUGGCCCAUCAUGGCGUCUGUCAUUAUCAACUUCAUCCUGUUCAUCAGCAUCAUCCGCAUCCUGGUGCAGAAACUGCGCUGCACUGAUGUUGGAGGAAAUGAACAGUCGCAGUACAGACGUCUGGCUAAGUCCACCCUCCUGCUGAUCCCUCUGUUUGGGGUGAACUAUGUGGUGUUUGUGUACCUGAUGGAACCGGCUGACAAAAACAUGAAGCACAUCAAGAUCUUCUUUGAACUUGCCCUGGGAUCAUUCCAGGGUCUGAUUGUGGCUACCCUCUAUUGCUUCCUCAACAGUGAGGUCCAGAGCGAGCUGAGGAGGACAUGGAGGAGUUUAUCUCUCAAGCGUUAUGUGGGGCGGGACUACAGGCUGCAUACCAUGUCGGUCAGCCGAAACGGCACUGAAAACUCUGCUCAGUUUCCCAGAAACUCCCGAGCCCAGUCCAUCCUGCAGACUGAAGUCACUGUGCUCUGACCGGGGACAGAGACAGCCUCUUCAUAAAGACUCUCAGCACUGAUGCUCAUAUGUAGAGCGACUCAGAAGGCAGGUGAAGUUCAAAGUCGUACUCAAGGACCCUUUUUAUAGACAUAUCGGUUGCUCCUGCAGGGAAUGAACCUGUGACCUGCAGAAGAUUCUAAGGCUAAGGACUUCUUGUUGGACUGUGUAUGCCUCCAGAAGAAGUAAUAACCUAAAAGAUUUUCAUUAGAAUAAAUGUCUGUUAAGUCACUAUCUAUCACUGAAUGAGGUAGCUUAAUGGCAAUUGAGCCUACAGCCCACUGGUGAAAGCCCUUGCAUUUGCAUCACAACAGGGUGUCUGUGGCAACAUUCCCAGGAAAAAAUCAAAAGGCGCGCACAGUUAGUGAUGCCUUUCUCAUCACUCAGCAGUGGUUGGUUCGCCAGAGAGGGUAGGUGAAGCUAGCGCAGCCAACUUGCUCUUUAAAUCGCUUCUUUUUUUUGCCUGGUCUCUGCUGGCGUUGCGAUUAAACUCUUACUAUGGCACAACAAACAAACAAAAAAACAAACAAACAAAAAUGAUAUAGGGCGAUAACUACAGAUGAUGACACUUCAAAAAACAGUGCAAAACCAAAGAAAAAAAAAAUUCGCCAACUGACUCGUCACACAGGCGACACUUUCUGGACCUCCGGAAAGUGAGAUAAAAAAACAACAACACACCUGCAAUUACCAAUUAUCACCAUAGGUGCCGCCAAGAAGAACAAAACAGAUGCUUGUGAUUGUAACUUUAACAUCACUGUCUUCUGCAUUUUAUUAAAUCUUGACACACAUGAAACAGUGCCUGCUGAAAUCAUGAUGAACAGAGACCUGCAUCAGCUAACUAUAUUUUAAGUCUACCUUUCAUAUCAUUAAACAUAAAAAAGUUACAAAUGAAGAGUCCAAAAUACUGCGUCAAUUAUGGAGAAAAUGAACACGCUUACAUAUUAUCAUUUGUCUCAGACAUUUCUAUUUUCUAUGUGUUCCGAGCUCUCAUGGGUUUCAUUAUUGAUUUACCCUCUCAAUGCACCUGAGAAAAUGUUUACUGUGCUUACCACCAAGAGGACGGCCGUCACCCUGUCCGACUCUGACAGAAGUGGUGGUCGACCUUGGCCUGGCCAGAGGGAGGCAGAGGGGAUGAGGCAGACCUCAACCUCAUCCUCGAUAAGGGGCACUUCCUUGUCAUAUUCCCAGCCUUCAACAGUGGAGUUCAGCUGGUAUACCACCACCGGAGGGUUGGUGCUCAGCAGCAAUAGCCAUUCGGGCUGAGCGCAGUUAAAUAUGGGCCCCAUCUUGGGAAGGAACACACAAGGGCACAACCUGCCACAUGGCUGAGUGCAGAGGCCUGCAUAGAAGAAGAGGAGAAAAAGGGUAAUAAUGGUCGGACGGUGCCUCUUUGUCUUUGAAGAAGGAAGCUGGGUCUUCGUCCUCAUUGAGAUAAUGGUCAUCAUCCUUAUGUAACCUGCCCAGGACUGAGUGGCUGCACCCUCCACUGCUGGUGCCAGUCCAGCAUGGAGAGAGUGACCGGACUCUGUGUAGUGCAGCUCAAAAAGCAUGUUCCCCAUCGUAAGAGACAGUUGUAAAACUGUUGACAGGAUGCCUUGAACUGCAAACAAGCUCAAUUAUGUAUCUUUAUGUAUCUUUAUUCUGAACUAUGUAAAACUUUCCUCAAGAAAAAUUAUUAAAAAAUCUGUGAUGUCACCACAAUAUAGAGUCAGUGAGCUGAGCGGGAACUCGGGGGUGGGGCCAGUGAAAGAAACACUCCUGCACGUUUUCAGUGGGCUGCCCCAAAUGUAGAAAACUUUGUCGACAUAUCCGCCAGAUGAGCAGCUCUAUUGGAAUGAAUAGGCAUCAUCCUAGCAUUCGGUAUGUAGUUAUUAAAAUCUAUGCACUCAGUUCUCAAAGUCACGGUCAAUACAUGCGCUAGGGUUUUAUAGGGUUCAGGAGCCCUGUGUUUCCUACUCCCUGAAUGGACGGUGAGUACCAUAAAUCUUUUCUCAGAUGCUUAGGCGGAGGAUAAACCAAUAGCAAAGGCUGUUGCAGAGCUACGCACAGACUCAUAGAGCUGAAGUUACGUUCAAGUAGCUAUCAUUUCCGGGAUACAGCUGAGUGUUUCAUCUGUUACAGUGAAGACAACUGUUUAAUAAUAAGUGUUUGUACCAGCAGAUAUUUUAGGUAGGUAUAUAUCUUUUCUUAUGUUGUUCUUUUGGUUUUGGAAGAAGAGACUUUUUUACCAUACAUUUACCAUAAAGAUUACAAACAAACCAUGACGAAUUGACGCAUAAAAGAAAUAUGUUGUUUUAUCUUAUUAACAGCCAAACAUGUUGCAGAGAAUAACUGAUUUUGACAAUCAUGAAUUUAUUAUCAUCUUUAUUAUUAUUAUUUUAAUUAUGUGGGUCCUAAGAAGCAGACUAUUUAAUGUAAGAUUUAUCGUAAAUAUUACCUGCUUACUUGGAAUGAAAUAUUCCAAAUAAUCAGUCCUCUUGUGGCCAUUUUCAGUAAGACACGUGGCUGCAGUGGUUCCUGUUUUUUGGCUAGUGAUGUUUUAUAAUGAGGCAGCAUCUACUUGCGACCCUCUUUUAUAUGUCAUAUGCCACAUUUAACCCUUGUUAUAGUAUAUUUGAAUAAUUUUUGCCAGCCUUAACAUGUAAAAUGAUCCAGUAGUUCAAGAGAAAAAAGAUUUGUGUAGCAGAAAUACAUUUUCUGGUCCAUCAUCUCAUUAUUCCUCACAUUAAUCUUGCAGUCCCUUGUUGGGGUUCUGACUGCACAUGUUGGAAACUACUGUCUUAUAAACAGAGGAGUUUCAUCAGAAAGCAUACAGGUUACUGUAACUCAUGUAAAUCGUUAGUCUUUUUUGUUUGUGUGUUUAUUUUUCAUAUGUAGUUUUUUGUGCCAAAAUGAAAGUUUGACCUCUGAGGCUCUUUCAUCUUGGGCUUCAGUGUUUCACACCAGAAUUUUUCUCCUCAAGAUGGAAACAGGAUCUGAAACUGUAGACCAUCAUCAGUCACAAAAACUAUUCAAUAGAAGACAACUAUUGCCUUUAAAUGAAAUACAUUGAAUGACGAAAAACAAAAACAUACUUUGCCUUGUACAGAGAAUGUUUGUUUUGUAUUUUAUGUCUUGUUUUUUACACAGUUGAGUUUAUUAAUGUUGGAUAUGUACAUGAGGUGGAGGGAGAUUUAUAAGCUUUUGAACACAACUGUAAACCUGUGACUCCAUAAGUUUUAUCUAUAAAAGUGUUUAUCAUGAA
Molecule: messenger RNA, 4594 nt
Organism: Epinephelus lanceolatus (giant grouper)
Lineage: Eukaryota; Metazoa; Chordata; Actinopteri; Perciformes; Serranidae
Product: vasoactive intestinal polypeptide receptor 2-like
Biological process (GO): cell surface receptor signaling pathway; adenylate cyclase-modulating G protein-coupled receptor signaling pathway
Cellular component (GO): plasma membrane
Molecular function (GO): vasoactive intestinal polypeptide receptor activity; G protein-coupled peptide receptor activity; peptide hormone binding
Source: RefSeq, a predicted model, not a curated record